Aspergillus uvarum CBS 121591 is the source of this 911-nucleotide messenger RNA. RefSeq lists its product as uncharacterized. Lineage: Eukaryota; Fungi; Ascomycota; Eurotiomycetes; Eurotiales; Aspergillaceae. Gene Ontology annotation, biological process: protein phosphorylation. Bases 1 to 792 code for a protein of 263 amino acids. Gene Ontology annotation, molecular function: ATP binding; protein kinase activity. The record is from RefSeq and is a predicted model, not a curated record. The transcript has a single exon.
AUGCUGGUUCAAGAGGUCCUCGACCCGAGCCAUGCUUGCGAGGGCCGGCUGGGCCCAAAGAUGGUUGCCAAGCUGUUUGAUGCCAAAUAUCUUGACCCUUACGACCACCCGCCCAGCUAUGCAGAUCACCAGUACCUGCGGGAAAGUUCGGCCUACCGUUAUCUCAUCCGUCAUGGCCUGGAUCAGCAUAUUCCAAGGUUCUAUGGCUCGUGGUCCACGAUUAUCGUGGACACCCAAGGUCGGCAGCGAUCAGUCCGGCUGGUCUUGACCGAGUACAUCGAAGGAACGGAUAUGGCGCAUCUGCGGCCGUCGGACUUCUCGCCCAACGAACGCAAGGAUUUGUUGCGGCAGGUCGUAGAAGCCGAGUCGCGCUUCUACACCCUGGACCUGCGCCAUGACGACUUGUUCCCCCGGAAUGUCAUCGUUACUGAGACGCAGCGGGUUGUGAUCAUUGACUUCGGGCUGGCCUGUAUUGGUCGCUCUGCGUCCGACAUCUACGACUUCGAUGACCCCGAUGAUCUCCUAGAUGGAAAUUAUAUCAGCCCGAUCGUGCGCUGGUGGCGGGCCCAGGACGUGAACGACGAAUGGGCCUUGUCCGGGUGGAUCACCUGGAGCUGGAAUCAGUGGCUGGUCGACACUUGGAGCAGCGAUAUUCCCAACAUCACCCCGGCCAUGCUGAAGUGGCUUCCGUCUGAUGAGCGCGAGAAGCCGUUCUUCUAUCACUUGUUCAAUGGGUGCGAUCGAACAUUGCCCGAGUGGUAUGUUGCCUAUAAAGAUCGGAUGCGGUUCUAGGUGGCAUGGACCACUCUAAUCGUAUUUUCAUUCCCAGUCUCAAUAUCACCAGCAUUAUUAUAAGUCUACCUGGAACCAUCUCUACCAUCGCGUCAACUAUCACUCUGGGGGUGGCUGGG